Molecule: messenger RNA, 4207 nt
Organism: Stylophora pistillata
Lineage: Eukaryota; Metazoa; Cnidaria; Anthozoa; Scleractinia; Pocilloporidae
Biological process (GO): protein dephosphorylation
Molecular function (GO): protein tyrosine phosphatase activity
Source: RefSeq, a predicted model, not a curated record
UUCUCUGGUAAAAAGUGUAGGCACUCCAGCUUUCGCACCCCGAGAGCUUGCAAAAGGGACGAAACUCUUGAAGAAAAGAGGAAGUCUAAAGUUGCUGCGAGCUCUCUUGUUUUCUAUCAUGGCGGUGUGGUUUUCGAGGCAACCCAGCUAUUCAAUUGAAACCAUGUUGAAGUUGAUUUUUUUCGUCUUUACUGCUGUUUUUAUGGUCAACGUCCAAGCUGCCGCCGUAGCCACGUCCCCAACGCCAACAACAAAUGUCACGUCAACAACUGUUCACUCCACUUCUUCCAUGGAAACAUCUGCCACUAUAAUCCCAACGCCAACAACAAAUUGCACGUCAACAACUGUUCACUCCACUUCUUCCAUGAAAACAGCUGACACCAUAAUCCCAACGCUAACAACAAGUGUCACGUCAUCAACAGUCAUUUCCUCUUCUCCCACGGAAAAUCAUAACUUCACUGCGUUUCAAGUGAUGAUUGAAUUCUUAGAUAUCACUUGGAAUGAUAAAUUUCUAGAUGAAUCAACUGUUGAAUACACUACGCUGGAAUCUAACGUGACCAAGGCUUUAAAGGAUGCGCUCAGGUUUGAAGAUAUAAACUCUACUGUCCACGUCAUCGAGUUCAAACCCGGAAGCGUGUUAGGGUUUUUCAAUAUCACAGCAACGAAACCAGAAACAGAAGUAAAGAACGCACUUGCAACGCAAAUGGAGAACGGUACCAUUGGUACUUUUAAUGUAUCAAAGACGCUGUUUUCUGAGCGCGUUUUUGAUGUUGUCAUUAAACUUAAGAAAGAAUGCAAUGACACGCAUCCGUGUGUGGAAAGUCUGAAAGAUGAAGUCGAAAAGGCGUUACCAGGGAACGAAACGGCAACAUUACAGAAGGUCACAUGCCCAAAACCUAACAACGUCACUAUAGUAACCUUUCGCCUGCAGGUAGAAGAUACUUCUUCGUAUAAUCCCGACAAGGAACUUCAAUGUUUGAAAGCGACUGUUGAGAAUGGCCAACUAAGAAAUUUUUCGUUAAUCCCAGAGUGGCAAGCUUACAUUCCUGGGGAGAAACAGUUUUCGGUUUCUUUUGAUCUAACCGAAGCUUCUAAUAAUACGAGGUUUACAAUCAAGCAACUAGAAGGAGCUAUCAAGGAUAUUUUCAAAAAUGACAAUAACUACAGAUACGUUACAGUUGAUUUGCUGAGUGACAAUAAAACGGUAGUUCUUAAAGUCGGUAUGAAGACAGUCGCCAUCGAUGAACCAAAAGCAGUAGUGAAGCCACUGGAACCACUAAGCGAAAAAGUCAAAAGGGGUACAAUUGGAAACACAUCAGUGGUAAAAGACUCGUUUGAAGCCUCCGUCAAUCCCAGCACUCUGAUACAAAAAGUGUUUAAAGUGGAAUUUCGACUUAAUAUGUCCGACUGCGACUCGAACAGUCCUGACAGGGCUUCCAAAGUCAAAGAUUAUCUACACAGUAGACUGAAAAAGUACAAAUAUUUCAUUAAAGCUGAAUUCCUGCCUAAUGAUCUCAAGUGUGUAAAUGGGUCUCGUUACCAAAAACAGCUCUUUGUACAUGGAGCCUUUUUAGUGUAUGUACUUCCGUCUGCUUCAGAAUUACGCAGCCAGUUCAACCCUUACUUAAUCGAGUGCGGGAGAAAUGCAGAAGGAGCAACUUAUGAUUGGGGAGUAAGAGUCACCCCUCAAACACCAACCCCAACCCAAACCAAAUUUGGACAAACUAUUCGCAUGGUCUGCGUCAGUAAACACUAUCCUAAACCCACGUCAGAGCCCACAGCAACCAUCACUGAGACAAAAGGGCCAACAUUUUCGACUUCUCGCAGCACAGAAGAACCAGUGUUAAAUCCUAGUCUUUACGUCAAAGUGAGACUGGGUAUUACCUGGGGAGAGUUUUGUUCCAAGUUGGAGCACAGUCUGAAACAAAAAAUAGCUUGGAACUUAUUCGACAAGAACGGUACGAGAAUAUCUCCCGACAGGAUCGUCUUCACCAACGUCGAGAAAAACUGCGCUGAUCCAAGUAAGAAGGACGAGCAGGCAGAAGUGUGGUUCUAUGUUUCUAAAGUCGACUCCAAUAAGCUUCACAAAUGUCUCACAUUGAAGGCUUAUAAAGUGUUGAAAAUGUUCGUGGAUUAUGGAAGUACCACGCUUCUUGGACCAGAUUUUGAAGGAAAGGUUAUCCAUGUGGAUCUGGCAGGCGAAGGUGCUUCUAAACACAAAUCUACGUACGAUUCUGGUGAUCUUUCAAUACUGGCCAUUAUUCUUAUUGCCGUCGCAGGCGCCGUUGGUCUUGUCUUAUUGACAGUAGCAUGCUGUUGUCUUUUCUGUUGUGCAGCAAAAAGGCGAAGAAAACAGGAAGAAGAAGAGACUCACCCAAUGCAAGUCCUAAUUGGCGCGAAUGGUGUAGAUUCCCGUGGCAAUAUGGGAAGAAACAAUGAAGAGGACGAUAAAAAGAAAAAGAGAGAAGACAAAAAGGAAAGGAAGAAAAAAGUCAAAGAGAAAAAGAAAGACGAAACUGAUAUUGAAGACAAAGAUACUCAUGGCAAAGAAAAGGAGUGCCAAACCUGGUCUUUUAUCUUUAGAAGCCGUUUUCAUCAUUUCCAUACUUCACAUCCAUCCGAUAGCAAUAUUUCGGACCUAUGUCUUUUUCAGAACCUUAGCAAAGACGUACCUGAAGAGGAAGUGAGCUAUCCAGCCAGCACUCAAAGCAAAAACAGAUCGCCUGAUGUACUGCCAGCUCCUAAGACUAGAGUAAAGUUAUCUUCAAACCCAGAUUACAUCAAUGCUAACUGGAUCAGGGAUCACAAGGGUCAGCGGUGUUACAUCGCCACCCAACAUCCUUUGUAUGAAACAGCGGAAGAUUUCUGGCGAAUGGUUUGGGAGCAAGAGUCUCGAUUAGUUGUCAUGGUAAACGAGGAAGAGAAAGAAAAACCGGCCGAAUUCAUGGAUUACUUACCAAAGGGAGAAGGAAAUACAAAGAGCUUUGGUUGCAUUGAAGUUACAGUCAAGCAAAUCAUGAAGAAAGCAGAUUACACCAUAAGUACUUUGAACAUAGCAGACAGCAAGAAACCAUCUUCCGCACGCGAGGUGUCGUACAUGAAAUUCACCUCAUGGAAGGAGCGUGCAUUGCCCAAUGUGGCUCUGUUUGUUGGGUUCGUGACUGCCACACGAGAAGCAAGCAAGAAAUACAGCAGCACCAAAGCUCCAACCAUUGUACAUUGCAGUGAUGGCCUGGGCUUCACUGGUGUGUAUAUUGCUGUGGAUAUCGGCGUUAAAAGUCACGAAGAAAGUAAAACAUCAGUUGUUGAUGUGUUUGAGUUGUCCAAGAACCUCAGAAAUGACCGUCAUGGUAUCGUCUGUACCCUGGAACAUUAUAACUUUAUCUACCAGGCGCUGUAUGAGUACACAGUCAACUACGAUGAGUCAGCAGAGACUCAAAAGCUCUGAGGAACUGAAUGUAAAAAUUUUUUGGACAUGAUACCGAACAAAAAAAGCUUGUAGUCAGAAUUACUCUCCUAUUUGAGAGCGUUACUGUUCAUUCGAAAACGUAGCUAUGGCAGUCAUAUUAUCCUUACAGUACUGAUUUCUUACUUAAUAGAUCAUUUCAUCAUAUUUUGUUCUGUAUGUUAUUUGAGCAAUGUUAUCGAAUGUGAGAGCAGUGCAAAGCUGAGGCAAGCAUUAGUGACAGUGGUCAAAUCCUCGGUUAGUUUUAUUUGUCAUUAGAGACGUGCACAUUUUAAAACUUGAACUUGGACGAAAUUCAAGCCGUCAUCUUGAAAUUGGAUUAAUGGCCAAUCAACCCUUAUAAAGAUUACUAAAACUAAAUCGUUUAACGUAUGCCCAUAACAGAGAUUUGUUUUAAGUGUAUCCACGGCCACUCGGUUUCAGAGGAAGUUGGCCGUGCAUUAGAUAUUAGUUUUUGUGGUUACUACCUCCUAUAGAAGGCGAAGCCACAUGUGUUGUUUAAGAAUUGCUUUCAGGACUGAAUUUCUAGACUGGUAACGUUGACAGGAUUUUGCUGCCUUUUAUCGUAAUAGCCUGUGAUCAACAACUACAGAUAUUUCCUGUGUUGUUCAAACAGCCAAUUAAAAGGCUAGAUGACAUGUUGUUCACUUGCGACAUAUUUAAUAUCUCAAGACACUGAAAUAUUAAUCGUCCAAAUAUUGAACAUCGCGAACAGUGUUCCCCACUCUAUUGUUUGUUUGU